AAGUGGAUUAAAAAAUGUUCAAGUUUCAGAAGAUCUGGAUUAAGUGUAAAACAUGUAGAUUAUACUGGCCCUAAUCUAUAUUUGGAAUGAUUGACAGGUUGGUAUGGACUCUCAUACAUCUUUCCUUUCUUUUCCCCCCGUAACUCAGGACUGGAAUUCAACUGGGGAGAAGGACCUGGAAAGGGAUAUUUUCUUCUGUACUAAACCCCAGAGUAGAGAAGACGCAGGAGUGAACCUGAACCUUGAAGAGGAUUAUAAACACCUGGAUAAUCUUAAGUCCUCAGAAGUAAGAGUAGUUGUAGAAGAGGAACCAGAAUCUAGGAAGCCUCUUGACCAACAAAUUAUUGUUGGAGUUGAAGAGCUUCAGGAGAUUCAUAAAAACCUGAAGGAAUCUCCAAAUAUUCUAAAUUUAUCAGUCAAAUAUCCAGAAAUACAGAGUUCAACAGAACCACUUACAGCUGGGAGAAGUGAGAACCAACAAGUUCCAGACUUUCAGGAGAAUAGAAGGAAGGUUUCUUUUCCAAAUAUACAUUUCAAAUCAGUAAACGAAAAGGAAAAAAGCAUGGAAUCUUUCAGUUCUCCGAACCAACAUGACAUUCUUUCUGUUCAAAGUUUGCAAAACGGGAAACCUCAACGAACCCAGCCAUUUCCAGCCUUACUUAACCCUUGCUCUUCUCAUCCACUCAACCCAAACCUAUCCUUCCCUCUCAUUACUGUUACAGUCAACCCUAUGGAGAAGAAUGAGAAAACCUUUGUUCCGAAAUCUGAGAGUCAAAUAUAUUCCGACAGAAGGAACAGUAUUGGGUCUGCUUCAAGCGUAUCCAUGAAUUUAAGUUUCUUCUACAUCCGUAAAUAA
Eurytemora carolleeae is the source of this 856-nucleotide messenger RNA. RefSeq lists its product as uncharacterized. The record is from RefSeq and is a predicted model, not a curated record. The coding region runs from base 104 to 856 and encodes 250 amino acids. NCBI's taxonomy places the organism in Eukaryota, Metazoa, Arthropoda, Copepoda, Calanoida, Temoridae. The transcript has 8 exons.